Molecule: messenger RNA, 1236 nt
Organism: Penicillium bovifimosum
Lineage: Eukaryota; Fungi; Ascomycota; Eurotiomycetes; Eurotiales; Aspergillaceae
Product: M20 family metallopeptidase
Exons: 6
Coding region: 1-1236 (411 amino acids)
Molecular function (GO): dipeptidase activity
Source: RefSeq, a predicted model, not a curated record
AUGGCUCUCCCUACCAUCAAUAUCGAGGAAGUCAAGGCCUCUGUCGAUGCCGCGCUGGAUGAACUACAACAAGAUUUGCGGAAACUGAACAGCCAGAUCUGGUCCAAUCCCGAGUUGGCUUAUCAGGAGCACCGCGCUCAUGACACAAUUUGCGACUUCCUCGAACGUCAGGGGUUCACUGUUACUCGUCACGCCUAUGGCCUUGACACCUCCUUCGAGGCCUUAAGUGGCAGUGGUGGACGAUUGAUCAAUUUCAAUGCUGAAUAUGACGCCUUGCCCGGAAUUGGGCAUGCCUGUGGGCACAAUCUUAUUGCGACCAGCAGUAUCGCUGCGUUCGUUGCGCUGUCAUUUGCCAUCAACAAAUUUGGUAUUUCCGGGCGAACCCAGUUGCUGGGUACACCAGCCGAAGAGAAUGGAGGCGGAAAGGCGAAAUUGAUUGAUGCCGGGGCUUAUAAAGGCGUCGACAUCUCACUAAUGGCUCAUCCUGGACCGAAGAAACUCUUCCCUGACCAGGAGCCAUCGGAUGGCAUCGCGGGAACUCUUAUGAAUGCCCGCAAGAAUAUCCACUGCGAAUUCACCGGUCGGAACGCUCACGCUGGUGGGAAUCCAUGGGAAGGGAUCAAUGCUCUCGAUGCUCUAGUCUCAGCUUACAACAAUGUGGCUGUUCUUCGACAACAAAUGCUGCCGGAUCAGCGUAUUCAUUGUGCUUUCUUGGACACACCCAAGGUAGCUAACGUGAUUCCGGAUUAUACAAAAGCUUUCUGGCAGGUGCGGAGUCCAACCUUGAAAGGAUUGAAUACUCUGAUGGGUAAGGUGCGCAACUGUAUUGAGGCUGGUGCGUUGGCCACUGGAUGCCAGGUCAAAAUUUCCGAGGAUGAACUCUACACCGAUGUCCGAUUAAAUGACACACUCUGUGAGCGUUAUCAUGUUCACAUGGGGCGAUAUGAUCGACAUGUGCUGAAGCGCCAUGACAAGGUCCUAACAGGAUCAUCUGAUAUCGGCAAUGUCAGCUAUGAGACUCCCACGCUCCAUACAAUGUUCGCAAUCCCUGCUCCUGCAACUUCAUUCCCCCAUCACCCUACCUUCGCAGCCGCAGCCGGAACAGACGAGGCUCAUACCGAGGCAUUGAUUGUUGGGAAGUCUUUGGCCUUGAUCGGAUGGGACAUGGUUGCAGACGAUGCUUUGUAUGGCACUGCCAGCCGCCAAUGGAAGGAAGAAAUUGCGCGGGAGGAUUAG